AUUCUGAAAAACGAUUUAACUUUAACAUACAUGUUACCUCAUUUUUCUGCAGCGUUCUUCUUGAAAAUGGCACGGUUUUUCCUUUUUUUGGCGUUUGUGGAAGUUAAUUCUAUUAUUUCACCUCCUAAUGAAAUUAUCGAAACAUCUGUGGAAGUAUUCAAUCAGUGGAAAGAAACUAGAAAUGCGUUUAUGGAUUCAAUGGAGUACCCAAUGGGCUUUCCAAACUUCAAUUGUCCCCAACCUCAUCGAAAAUCUUCCGAAUCUGUACAUCAGCUUCAUCCAUCACAAAUUGGAGUGAUAGCAGCACUAGGCGAUUCUGUGUCAGUUGCACAAGCGGCGAAAUCAUCGUCAAUUCUCGAUUUAUUUGAUCAGUUUCCUGGUGUUUCGUUUGUAACAGGAGAUGAUGUAAAGCUGAAUGAGCAAGCCACCUUUAUUAAUAUUUUCCGUAAAUUUGCACCGCGAAUAAAAGGAGGAUCCUCUGAUUUUGUUCAAAAGUUUUACGACUUUAACAUGGCGAUUCCUGGCUCAUUCAGCUCGGAGCUUCCCGAACAAGCGCUCAAAUUAGCAAGUACAUUGAAGAAAAAGCUGGGUAGAGAAACAUCUGAUACAUGGAAAUUCGUUAAUAUUUUCAUCGGUCAUAAUGACUUGUGUAACAUUUGCAAUAAUGAGACUACCUUCGGGCCUGAAACAUUUGGAAAGUCACUUCACUCGGCACUUACAAUAAUUCAAACAAAUGUUCCAAAGGUAUUCGUUAACAUAAUGCCACCAAUAAAUGUCAAAAUUCACUCACAAGCUCACAAGUUGAGUAAGUUCUGCGAGUUUUCACAUAGAAAAACAUGCUCGUGUAUUUUUGAAUUAAAUGAAAAAGAAUAUCAAAACAUCAAGAAACAAUUCGAUGAACAAUUGAAUGAAGUUGUAGAACAAUUCAAUCAAAAAUAUGGAAAUUCAUCUACAUUUGCUGUUGUGAUUGCUCCAGCCAUGGAUCUAAAAUCAAUUCCGUUACUUAAAAACCAGCCGAAUAUUGGACUAUUGGCACUCGAUUGCUUCCAUCUUUCUCCAAUUGCUCAUGAUAUUGCUGCGAAACAAAUUUGGAAAGGAUUGUUCGAACCAAUUGAUCAAAAAACAAUCACUAAUCAAUUAUCAGUUGGAUUCGAUAGAUUCGUGUGUCCUCCUGUUGAAUGUCCGUACCUAAGAACGAUUCAAAACUCUGAAAACUGUGAGCCAUCAAGAGAAAUGAGAUUUCUCCGAGUUCCUUCAGCUUUUGCAAGCUCUCCUGGUUUAAGCAUGCCUCCAUACAUGAUUCCUGUAUUUUUCCUUUUUGGUACCGCUCUAAUACUCCUAUUUGUUCGUGCUUCCAUCCGCAGUUCUACGACGUCUUCCGAGUUUUCCGAUGAACGACAUCAUCUACUUCUUCCGCUGCGUGCCGACCUCAAUGACAACAUUUUCUAAAUGGUUUCUAAAAUGUACUCAUGCCACUUGAUGAGACAGUUGCGUGAACGAUGAGAACGUCUAGAUUUCCACUUUUUAUAACAACUACCAGCACCCUUCUUACUCUUCCUAAUGAUGUCACACCUAUGCGGGUUUUAUUUCGAAUGGCGUAAUGCAUUCUAUCUCACUACAUCCAUUAAUGUUGCCUACUGUAUUUAUUGUUUUGUGUAGACUACAUAUCAGUCCCUAGUGUAGUAUCAUAAUGAAAUGGCAAAGAGGAAAUAAAUGGAAGUGUGUCUGUAUGUA
Messenger RNA from Caenorhabditis elegans, 1734 nucleotides. It is a transcript of the gene F13H8.11, whose product is annotated as Lipase_GDSL domain-containing protein. Gene Ontology annotation, molecular function: hydrolase activity, acting on ester bonds; glycerophospholipase activity. The record is from RefSeq and is marked reviewed. The transcript has 6 exons. Bases 67 to 1449 code for a protein of 460 amino acids. Lineage: Eukaryota; Metazoa; Nematoda; Chromadorea; Rhabditida; Rhabditidae.